Suricata suricatta (meerkat) is the source of this 2877-nucleotide messenger RNA. RefSeq names its product muscular LMNA interacting protein (gene MLIP). Gene Ontology annotation, biological process: negative regulation of transcription by RNA polymerase II. The transcript has 12 exons. The record is from RefSeq and is a predicted model, not a curated record. Gene Ontology annotation, cellular component: sarcolemma; PML body; nuclear envelope. Bases 115 to 2796 code for a protein of 893 amino acids. Gene Ontology annotation, molecular function: lamin binding; transcription corepressor activity. Lineage: Eukaryota; Metazoa; Chordata; Mammalia; Carnivora; Herpestidae.
CCUAACAUGUAAGCACGUCAAAUCAUUUUCUAGACAGAGUCUGAAUCUCUUUUUCUGUUUCUCUCUCUCUUUCUCCCAUUGUCUCUCUGUCUCUCGCUCUCAUUCUCUUUCAACAUGGAAUUUGAAAAGCAUGAAAAAGGAAGCUUAUUAAAUGAGAAUUUAGAGGAGAAACUGACGGUCUCUUCUGGUGAUUCUGAAGCCAAACCUUUGAUCUUCACAUUUGUCCCCACUGUCAGAAGACUACCAACCCACUCUAAGUUGGCUGACACCUCUAAAUUCCUUGUUAAAAUUCCUGAGGAACCAAGUGAUAAGAAUCCAGAAACUGUAAAUAGGUCUGAUUUCAAUGAGUACUUGACCUUGAAUGCUGGGAGCCAACGGGAGAGCGACCAAGGAACGUUGAUUUAUCCUUCAGAGACCAGUGAAAAUAUUUCACAAGGAAGAGGUUUCAAAGCAAAGGAACUUCAAGGAAUGCAGCAAAGUGACCUCUUUAAAGCUGAAUAUGUCUUUGUUGUGGACUCGGAAGGGGAAGAUGAACCUACCAGCAGAAAAGGUGAACCAGGCCCCCCUGGAGGGAUGGGCACCACAGCUUCUCGGCCAAAGUCUCUAGCAAUUUCCUCCAGUCUGGCCUCUGAUGUGGUACGUCCCAAAACACGAGGGACAGACAUGCAGGCCCCAUCACAUCCUGAAAUGUCACAUGGGAUUGCUCCUCUGCAAAAGCAUGGGCAGUUAACUUCUCCCACUACCUCUGAGCAGCUUGCCUGUAAACCACCUGCUUUCUCCUUUGUUUCUCCAACUAAUCAGAAAACGCCACCUGACCCAGUUAACCUCGACGGAGCCUCUGUGCUAGAGGAGUUCCACACUAGGAGGCUGGAUGUCAGUGGGGCCUUGGUGGAAGAAACAGCUACGUAUUUUCAAACUUCUCACUCUUCACCCUUUUUUGCAUCGAAGGGCACCUCCUCGACGCUACAGUUUCCCCAUUCCACUCCGUUAUCAGGUUCUAAUUUAUCCAGUCCAAGUGCAGCAGAUCAGAAACCUGGACUGGCCUCUGAAGUUCUGAAGAAGACAACAACUUUAACCUCGCCUGUCCUUAGCCCCAGAGAAAGCCCCCAAACCACCUCUUCUUCACUAUCCCCCAGUGCUUCUCUGAAGUCAAAUUCGGCCUCAUACAUACCAGUCCGUAUUGUCACUCAUUCACUCUCUCCAAGUCCAAAACCAUUUACCUCCUCUUUCCAUGGCUCUUCUUCCACAAUCUGUAGCCAAGUGUCAUCUAGUGGAAAUCUCUCAAAGUCAGGGGUGAAAUCCCCAGUGCCCUCCCGGCUUUCCCUUCUUACCGCCAUCCUCAAGUCAAAUCCUUCUCACCAAAGACCCUUUUCCCCUGCAUCCUGUCCCACUUUCUCUCUUAACUCUCUGGCUUCUUCCACACUGACUCUGGAUCAAAAAGUAAAACAAACCCCACCCACACCUAAGAAGUCUCUCUCUAGCUGCUCGCUGAGAGCAGGGUCGCCAGAGCAGAGGGAACACCAGGUUUCCGAACUUAGCCAGCAAUCCUUCCACUUACCUUUUUUAGCCAAAUCUACUCCCCUUUCUCAGGCAUGCCCCCUUUCUCCCACAAAACAAGACAGUAGCAGCCUCGUUUCUUUGAAUGUAGAGAAAACAUCACCCACUUCUUUGAAAAGCAACCCAACAUUCUCCCUGCUACAGACUGAUACCCUCAGUUCUGCAGAUCUUCCUCCUGUUCCACCAAGUGUUCCUUCUGUCUCUUUGAAGGGCAAACAUGAUGUUAACUUCAGGGGUCCAGAAAAGCCCGGGAAUAUUCACAUACAUCAUACAUCAGCCUCCUCUGCAUCAUCUUCUCUGUCUCCUCCCAUUAACCAAAGAGCCAUGCUGUCCUCUCCAGAGAAAUGUUUCCAUCCUUCCCCAGCUCUUUCUAACCUGAUAAACAGAUCCAAGAAAGCAGCCCCACAGCUAGGUGGCCAGGGGCAGAAUCUUUCAAUUCCUCCUUCAACCCCUGUCCCCAGUGCUAGCUCUCCCUCUCUUCCCAAACCAGGUUCCGCCUCUCCCCCUCAUGCUCAUCUGCCCACUCAGGCACUCCAGCUCAGCCCAACACUGUACCCAAAUUGUGGCAGUGGUACCUUGCCCUCAAGACUUGGAAAAUCUGAAAGCUCAGUAUCCAGCCACAGGUCAUCUGUUUCAACCCGAUCACCUUCCAUCUCUCUAACAAGAACCAAGGAGCUGAUUUCACCUUGUGCAUUGUCCAUGUCAACAGACCCUGAAAAUAAGAAACCCAAGCAAUACAAGACCAAGUCAAGCUACAAGGCUUUUGCAGCAAUCCCUACAAACACAUUGCUUUUGGAACAGAAGGCACUGGAUGAACCAGUCAAGACUGAAAGUGUCUUCAAGGACAACACAUUAGACCUGCCUCUGGAGUUUUGUUUCCCUGCACAGCUCAGGCAGCAAACUGAAGAGCUCUGUGCUACCAUUGAUAAGGUCUUACAGGAUUCCUUGUCUAUGAAUUCUUCUGAUUCUCCUUCAAGUUCCUCACAGACAUUGUUGGGUUCUGACACAAUGAAAAUGCCUACAACUCUUCCGAGAGCAGCUGGUCGAGAAACCAAAUAUGCAAACCUGUCCUCUCCAUCCUCUGCAGCAUCUGAGAGUCAGCUGACUAAGCCUGGAGUCAUUCGCCCAGUACCUGUAAAAUCCAAAAUAUUACUGAAAAAAGAAGAGGAAGUCUAUGAACCUAACCCUUUCAGUAAAUACCUGGAAGAUAGUAGCGACUUCUUUUCUGAGCAGAAGUAAACUACUGCUGGCAUUGUUUUGGGAAGCAAGACACUACUCUCCAUAAAGAAAGGCAUCAUGAAGUCUCUGGUUGGAUGGGUC